Messenger RNA from Hemicordylus capensis (graceful crag lizard), 5289 nucleotides. It is a transcript of the gene GRM1, whose product is annotated as glutamate metabotropic receptor 1. Lineage: Eukaryota; Metazoa; Chordata; Lepidosauria; Squamata; Cordylidae. The transcript has 9 exons. Gene Ontology annotation, cellular component: postsynaptic density membrane. Bases 320 to 3937 code for a protein of 1205 amino acids. The record is from RefSeq and is a predicted model, not a curated record. Gene Ontology annotation, biological process: G protein-coupled glutamate receptor signaling pathway; regulation of synaptic transmission, glutamatergic. Gene Ontology annotation, molecular function: adenylate cyclase inhibiting G protein-coupled glutamate receptor activity; G protein-coupled receptor activity involved in regulation of postsynaptic membrane potential.
CCCGCCAUCCGCCCGCCCGCCCGCUCCGCGUUUCCCUCCUUCUUGCGGUAAAACAACGUUGAAGAAAGAGGGCACUCGCGUACAGCCCAUCUCCUUCCAUCUGCCUGUACCAGACUGUGGCAAAGGGAAAUGUGAACGGGAGAACUGGCGAUGACCGCCUUGAGCGAGGAAGGAGCGAACUGUCUCCCAGAUUCGGAUUCAGGCUACAAUUCACUGCGAUGAUUACUUCUGUUGCUCCUUCAUUUUAUUUGCUUUAACACCACAGUAAUGGCAUUUGGAGACACUUGAAAAGUGACAUCGAGAGAUUGCUGCUUUCUUCAUGCCCUUAACAAUGUGCAGGCAGGAAGAGCCCAUGAAACUGGUCGCCUGGAUCUGGAUGGCUUCCUGCAACAAAAUGAUAGGUGUGCUGCUGGUCUUCUUCCCUGCUAUUCUCCUGGAGAUGGACUUCCUCCCCAAGAAUACUGGCAGGAAGGUUUUGAUCUCAGGUGCUUCCUCCCAAAGAUCAGUAGCCAGAAUGGAUGGUGAUGUAAUUAUAGGAGCUCUAUUUUCUGUCCAUCAUCAGCCCCCAGCUGAGAAAGUGCCCGAGAGGAAAUGUGGUGAGAUCCGAGAGCAAUAUGGUAUCCAGAGAGUUGAGGCCAUGUUUCACACACUAGAUAAAAUUAAUUCAGAUCCCAUCCUGCUGCCCAACAUCACUUUGGGCAGUGAAAUCAGAGAUUCCUGUUGGCACUCCUCAGUAGCCUUGGAGCAGAGCAUUGAAUUCAUAAGGGACUCCUUGAUCUCCAUCCGAGAUGAGAAAGAUGCUCUCAGUCGUUGCGUGCCUGAAGCUUCAUCUCAUCACCAGAUCAGGGCAAAAAAACCCAUUGCUGGUGUUAUUGGUCCAGGCUCCAGUUCUGUGGCCAUCCAAGUUCAAAAUCUGCUUCAGCUCUUUGAUAUUCCACAGAUUGCUUAUUCUGCAACCAGCAUUGACCUGAGUGACAAAACUUUGUACAAAUACUUCUUGAGGGUGGUCCCAUCUGACAUUCUGCAAGCCAGAGCCAUGCUUGACAUAGUCAAACGCUACAACUGGACAUAUGUGUCUGCAGUCCAUACAGAAGGAAAUUAUGGUGAGAGUGGCAUGGAAGCUUUCAAAGAGUUGGCUGCUCAAGAAGGACUCUGUAUUGCUCAUUCAGACAAGAUCUACAGCAAUGCAGGAGAAAAGCAGUUUGAACGACUGUUGCAGAAGCUCCGUGAGAGGCUGCCGAAGGCAAGAGUUGUGGUUUGUUUCUGUGAAGGCAUGACUGUCAGAGGGAUACUCAUGGCUAUGAGGCGCCUGGGAGUACUUGGAGAGCUCCUCUUGAUUGGAAGUGAUGGCUGGGCAGAUAGAGAUGAAGUCAUUGAAGGGUAUGAGCCUGAAGCAAAUGGGGGCAUCACAAUCAAGCUGCAAUCUCCAGAAGUCUUGUCGUUCGAUGACUAUUUUUUGAAAAUACGUUUGGACACCAACACAAGAAAUCCUUGGUUCCCAGAAUUUUGGCAGCACAGGUUUCAGUGCCGCCUUCCAGGACAUCCUCUAGAGAACCCCAACUUUCAGAAGAACUGCACCGGCAAUGAAAGUUUAGAAGAAAACUAUGUCCAGGACAGCAAAAUGGGAUUUGUGAUCAAUGCUAUAUAUGCUAUGGCCCACGGGCUACAAAGCAUGCAUCAUGCCCUUUGUCCAGGACACAUUGGACUGUGUGAUGCCAUGAAACCCAUUGAUGGAAGCAAACUAUUGGAUUUUCUCCUAAACUCUUCAUUCGUUGGCGUUUCAGGAGAGGAAGUUCGGAUUGAUGGAAAUGGAGAUGCCCCUGGAAGAUAUGACAUCAUGAACCUGCAACACAUAGAAUCUAACCAUUAUGAUUAUGUCUACAUUGGGACCUGGCAUGAAGGGGUGUUAAAUAUUGAUGAUAACAGGAUUCAGAUGAACAAAAGUGGAAUGGUCCGGUCAGUGUGUAGUGAUCCAUGUUUGAAAGGUCAAAUUAAGGUUAUAAGGAAGGGAGAGGUGAGCUGCUGCUGGAUUUGUACGCCUUGCAAGGAGAAUGAAUUUGUGCAGGACGAGUUUACAUGCAAAGCUUGUGAACUGGGAUGGUGGCCUACUGCUGAACUGACAGGCUGUGAACCAAUUCCUGUAAAAUAUCUCCAAUGGAGUGAUAUAGAGUCUAUUGUGGCUGUGGUCUUCUCCUGCCUGGGUAUCCUGGUCACCAUGUUUGUUACCCUUAUCUUUGCACUCUACAGGGACACCCCUGUGGUCAAAUCCUCUAGUCGGGAGCUGUGCUACAUUAUACUUGCUGGGAUCUUCCUUGGCUAUAUCUGCCCUUUUACCCUCAUAGCUAAGCCCACUGUCACUUCAUGCUACCUCCAGCGUCUCCUUGUGGGGCUUUCAUCUGCCAUGUGCUACUCUGCCCUGGUGACCAAAACCAAUCGCAUUGCACGCAUUCUGGCGGGAAGCAAAAAAAAGAUUUGCACCCGCAAACCACGCUUCAUGAGUGCUUGGGCCCAAGUAGUCAUUGCCUCCAUUUUGAUCAGUGUGCAGCUGACAUUGGUAAUUACCCUGAUCAUCAUGGAGCCCCCUAUGCCCAUCCUUUCUUACCCCAGCAUCAAGGAAGUCUUCCUGAUCUGCAACACCAGUAACUUAGGCGUGGUUGCCCCGGUGGGCUACAAUGGACUACUUAUAAUGAGCUGCACUUAUUAUGCCUUCAAAACUCGCAAUGUGCCCGCUAACUUCAAUGAAGCCAAGUACAUUGCCUUCACUAUGUAUACAACUUGCAUUAUCUGGCUGGCCUUUGUGCCUAUUUACUUCGGGAGCAAUUACAAGAUCAUCACUACUUGCUUUGCGGUGAGCCUGAGCGUGACAGUAGCCUUGGGGUGCAUGUUCACUCCCAAGAUGUACAUCAUCAUUGCUAAACCUGAGAGGAAUGUCCGCAGUGCCUUCACCACUUCUGAUGUGGUGCGUAUGCAUGUUGGGGAUGGCAAGACACCUUGCAGGUCCAACGCUUUCUUCAGCAUAUUCCGAAGGAAGAAGCCUGGCACUGGAAAUCCAAAUUCUAAUGGCAAGUCUAUGUCAUGGUCUGAACCAGGUGGAAAACAAGUUCCCAAGGGACAACAUAUGUGGCACAGACUCUCAGUGCAUGUGAAGAGCAAGGAGCCAGGAUGCAAUCAGACAGCCGUGAUCAAGCCCCUAACUAAAAGCUAUCCAGGCCAAGGCAAGAGCCUGACUUUUUCAGACAUCAGCAGUAAGACUCUGUACAAUGUGGUGGAGGAAGAAGAGUGUGAGCCAGCACACUUCAGCCAGCUGAGCAGUCCUUCCACGGUUGUGCAUAGGCGAGUGACAGUGACGCCUCCACUGCAGGCAACAGCCGAGGAAACCCACCUGUUCUUGUCCGAACAGAGCCCCAAAACCCUGCCACCACCACCACCACCACCUCAGAGAUCCAUUAUGGAGCAGUUGCAAGGUGUGGUCAACAAAUUUGCCACAGGCAUUCCUGACUUCAACUCUGUGAUCCCUGUGCCUGGUGCAGGGAAUGGAGUGAGGCCUAUCUACCAUCCUCCAUUAAUGCAGCAACAGGUGCUGCCAGCCCAGAUGGGCACAUUCAGCAAAGAGCCAGUUUCGGCCCCAGCUGACGAAGACGGGGAGGAGGAGGAGGAGGAGGAAAAUGAAAAGUUUAAGCUCAUCCAAGAAUAUGUCUAUGAGCGGCCAGGGAACCUAGAGGAGGAUGAAGAGGAGGAAGGGGAGCAGGCAACCAGCAAACUGACUCUAGAAGACUCACCAGCACUGACACCGCCAUCUCCUUUUCGAGAUUCGGUGGCUUCAGGCAGUUCUGUGCCAAGCUCUCCUGUAUCCGAGUCAGUGCUUUGCACACCUCCCAAUGCAACCUAUGCCUCUGUGGUCCUGAGGGACUAUAAGCAAAGCUCAUCUACCCUGUAGAACAGAGGCUGUUAAAGAAAGCAAGUGGACAGCAUCUCCCCUAUCAGCUCUGAUAUGCUGGAGAGCAAUAGCACAAGCCAUGUGAGCGCAAGAGGAGGCAGACAAAUGUGGUAUGAUGGGGCAAAAAUUUGUAUCCUGCACUAAAUUCAUUAGAGGGCUCAAAUUCUUUACCUGUUGUGUUUUUUAAAGGGAAAGUAUUGUAUUGUAUUAAAAGUAUUGUAUUCUGAGAAGACAAUAGGAAUUUUGACAAAGCACAAAUCCCAUAUUCAACAUCUAUAGCAAAAACAAAGUUAGAAAGAUAAGAAGUACACCGUAUUCACAUUCACUAUCUCACACACACUCUCUUGACAACACUUGAAUAUGACUCUGCAUAACACAACCACAGAGAAGACAUUAGCACAUCUCAUAGCUGGGCAUCUUCCCAGACUCUAUAAGAGUCAGCAUCAUUUGCUUGUGGUAGGCAGGAAGGAAGACUUCUCUGAGCACUGUACACCCAGGUGUAUCUGUGAUGCUUUCUUAGGUGGAUGACCUGGAAAUAAGAAGCUGUUUGUCUUGGAGAAGCAAAACUGGCAUGGGAGCAUACAGUUUAUAAGGAAUGUUUAGGGAAAUGUGCUGAUUGUAAAAGGGCCAGAAUGAAAAGUGGGGGCAGGGGGGGCGGGAUACAAGAGGGCUGCUGAUACAAUCCAAGGCAGAACUCCCUAUAGUGCUGAAAACGUAGAUUUGCCCUUUUGUAGAAGAUUGCAAGCCAGGUGGCUAUACUGUUAACACUUCAUUUCCUGUAGCAAAAUAAUAUUUAUCAACUCAACUUUCAUAAUCUGAUGCAUUUGCCAUGUGAUUACAUUGUUUGUGUUACUAUGGGAACAACUAUGUAUAAAAUAAUUAUAUAUUUUGAGCAACAAUUACAACUUUAAAGCAAAAAGCAGCUCUUAAUUGUGGCUCAUUAGGUUCAUGGUAGAUGCAAGAGAGUGAAUGUAUGUUUGUGUCUUCGUAUGUGUGUGUUGUUGUAUAGAACGUGUGAUGUGUAACCUCUAAUAACUGCCACUGGAUGAUUGUCCUACAAAUAUAUUAUUGAUAUUUUUAUGUUUCAACCAUGUUUUAUAUUGCAUUGUUUAAAAAUAUAUUAUAGGUCUUUGAAGGUUUGUAUGCUGUGCUGAAACAUUUUUAAUAAGCUAAGCCUGCCCUUAUAAUAGGGUGCUUUGAUUUUGCUGAUAUUUUUGCCAUGUGGAAUUAUGCUGUUGGUAAUAACCAGUGCUCUGAUAAGUUAUUUCGUGUAUUUUAAACAAAUGUGGUUAAUAAAGAACGCAUCUCUUUUAGAAAUCUUCCACAUGCUAGUAUUAAAACUGUAAAGGCAA